AUGAGCGCCAAUAUGCCUGAGCAAGUAAAACCAAAAGUUCCGUACCGCGAAAUCCGCGCGCAGUACGACGACGAUACAAUCACAGUCUACCAAGCCUACUCCGCAUCAAUCGCCAAAGCCGCAGUAAAAGAACAGAAACUCUCUGCCUCGCCAGACUUUUCUCUCCAGCGCAUGACCUGGAUCAAGCCGAGCUGGGCGUGGAUGAUGUAUCGCUCAGGCUAUGCAACCAAAGACACACGACAAUCACACAUCCUCGCGCUCAAGAUGUCACACAAGAAUUUCCAGGAACUCUUGAGUCUUGCAGUAGUUUGUGGGGGCGGAGCGCUGAGCGAGGAGGAUAGAGCGAGGGCGGUGCGCGUGCAGUGGGAUCCGGAACGGGAUCCAGCGUUGGGACAGCUUCCAUAUCGGAGCAUUCAGAUUGGGAUCUCGAGGGAUAUUAGUAAAAAGUGGUCUGAGGAGUGCAUCGAGAGUAUUGGGGAUGUGACGGAAAUGGCGACUAAGCUGAAACAGGCGGUUGAUGGCGAAAAGGAACUGGGCGUUGGAGAGCUCGUCGACAGGGGGCUUGUUCCCAUAGAGAGGCCAUAUACUAUUCCACAGGAGCUGAGAGAGAUACUGCGGAUGGACUGUGAGUAG
Messenger RNA from Pseudogymnoascus destructans, 633 nucleotides. RefSeq lists its product as uncharacterized. Lineage: Eukaryota; Fungi; Ascomycota; Leotiomycetes; Thelebolales; Thelebolaceae. The transcript has a single exon. The record is from RefSeq and is a predicted model, not a curated record. The coding region runs from base 1 to 633 and encodes 210 amino acids.